Molecule: messenger RNA, 779 nt
Organism: Acaromyces ingoldii
Lineage: Eukaryota; Fungi; Basidiomycota; Exobasidiomycetes; Exobasidiales; Cryptobasidiaceae
Product: cleavage and polyadenylation specific factor 5
Exons: 4
Coding region: 50-685 (211 amino acids)
Cellular component (GO): mRNA cleavage factor complex
Molecular function (GO): mRNA binding
Source: RefSeq, a predicted model, not a curated record
GACGACACCUGAGAGAGAGAGGAGAGAGAGAAAGAAGACCAAAAGCACCAUGUCAACACAGCAGACGCUGACGUUGCACCCACUCUCUGCCUACACGUUCACGACAAAGGCUGCGCAACCGGAGGAAGACCCGUCCGUAGCGGCGCGGCUGCAGCGUCUGCAAAACAACUAUGAAGACUACGGCAUCCGGCGGACGGUCGAAGGCGUGCUCGUCGUGCAUGACCACGGCCACCCGCACGUCCUCAUGAUCCAAAUUGCAAACGCCUUUUUCAAGCUGCCUGGCGACUACCUGCGGCCGGACGAGGACGAAGUGGCGGGGCUGUGCAGCAAGCUCGACGACCGGCUCGCGCCCGACGAGGGAGAUCCGGGCAGCUAUGGACCAGGAGGGGCGAGCGCGGGCGCAGGCGGCGAUUGGGAGGUGGGCGACUGCUUGGCGCAGUGGUGGAGACCAGCUUUCGAGACUUUCAUGUACCCAUACGUGCCCGCACACAUCACCAAGCCGAAAGAGUGCAAGAAGCUCUUCCUGGUCCAGAUGCCACAGACGAAGGUCCUCGCCGUACCGAAAAACAUGAAGUUGCUAGCUGUCCCUCUCUUUGAGCUCUACGACAACUCUCAAAGAUACGGACCCCAGCUCUCGGCCAUCCCCCACCUUCUCUCGCGGUACAACUUCAUCUACUCAGAUUGAAGAUUUCAAUCUUCCAUCGAACGAACACCACAUCAUGUAUUCAUAGCUCUCGCAAAGAAGAAAUUGGAGGACGAUCUGCAUUUCUCUCUCUAAU